UGGGCGAGGACGGCCAUGGGUCCUGGCGAGGGCGCUGCGGCCGCGGCGGCGGCCCCUCCCGGGCGCGAGCAGUUGCUGCUGCUGUCGGGCGCGGCGCUGGCGGAGCGCUACCGGCGGAUCUACACCGCGGCGGCGCUGAGCGAGCGCGAGCAGGCCGCGCACCUGGCCGGCAGGUGUAAAAAACUUUUGGGUAAGAAGAAGCUAAAACGGAAGCAGAAAAGUAAAUUGAAAAUGAGAGCACGGAACAAGAGCGAAAGCCUGGAGAGCAUGGUAUCCCUGCCAGACAUCAAGCUUCACAGCAACCCCUCGGCUUUCAACGUGUACUGCAACGUGCGGCACUGCGUCUUGGAGUGGCAGAAAAGGGAAGCCUCCGUGGCUUUGGCGUCCAAAAACGCUGCGCAGAGUGGUGACUCGGACAGUGACGAGGAAGAAGAAGUGAGGGAGCCUCCCAUUAAGCUCCCAAAGAUAAUAGAAGUUGGAUUGUGUGAAGUGUUCGAACUGAUCAAGGAGACAAGGUUUUCUCACCCGUCUCUCUGUCUGAGGAGCUUGCAGGCCCUUCUCAACGUGCUUCAGGGCCAGCAACCAGAAGGCCUCCAGUCAGAACCUCCUGAAGUUCUAGAGUCUCUGUUCCAGCUCCUGCUAGAAAUCACUGUUCGGAGCACUGGGAUGAAUGACAGCCCUGGCCAGUCGCUGACCGCCCUUUCCUGUGCUUGCCUCUUCAGUCUUGUGGCUGCCUGGGGAGAAACCGGACGGACGCUUCAGGCAAUCUCUGCUAUCCUUACCAACAAUGGGAGUCACGCUUGUCAGACCAUACAGGUACCAGCUAUCUUAAAUUCCCUUCAGAGGAGUGUACAGGCGGUUUUAGUAGGCAAAAUACAAAUCCAGGAUUGGUUCAGCAGUGGAAUUAAGAGAGCAGCCCUAAUGCACAAAUGGUCAUUGAAGGACGUUUCGGUAGAUGAAGACGACCCAACUCUGCUUCAGAGUGAUGGCUACUUCUUGUAUCUGUUAUGCAAAGAUGGACUAUACAAAAUUGGCUCUGGAUACAGUGGAACAGUCCGGGGCCAUAUAUACAAUUCCACAUCUCGCAUCAAAAACAGAAAAGAGAAGAAAUCAUGGUUGGGUUAUGCUCAGGGCUCUUUACUAUACCGGGAUGUGAACAAUCACAGCAGGACAGCCAUAAGGAUAAAUCCUGAGUCCUUGGAGCAAGAUGGAAUAGUGGCACUGCCAGACUGUCAGAUGGAAGGGCAGAACAUCCUUUUCACUGAUGGAGAGUAUGUUAAUCAGAUAGCAGCUUCUAGAGAUGAUGGCUUUGUAGUUCGAAUAUUUGCAACAAGUACGGAACCUGCGUUACAGCAAGAACUUCAGCUAAAACUUGCCAGAAAAUGCUUGCAUGCAUGUGGCAUCUCAUUGUUUGAUCUGGAAAAAGAUUUGCACAUUAUUAGUACAGGGUUUGACGAAGAGUCAGCUGUUCUUGGUGCAGGAAGAGAAUUUGCACUAAUGAAAACAGCUGGUGGCAAGAUUUAUUACACUGGCAAAUAUCAGAGUCUUGGAAUCAAGCAAGGUGGUCCUUCAGCAGGGAAAUGGGUAGAGUUGCCUAUUACCAAAUCUCCAAAGAUCGUUCAGUUCUCCGUUGGGCACGAUGGCUCCCAUGCCUUACUUGUAGCAGAAGACGGAAGCAUAUUUUUCACAGGCUCGGCUAGUAAAGGGGAAGACGGAGAAUCAACCAAAAGCAGGCGGCAAUCUAAACCGUAUAAGCCAAAAAAAAUCAUCAAAAUGGAAGGAAAGAUUGUAGUGUAUUCUGCGUGCAAUAAUGGAAGUAGUUCAGUCAUUUCAAAAGAUGGAGAACUGUACAUGUUUGGGAAAGAUGCUAUUUACUCUGAUAGUACAAGCUUGAUAACAGACUUGAAAGGCCACUUUGCAACACAAGUAGCCAUGGGCAAAGCUCACACUUGCGUGCUAAUGAAGAACGGAGAGGUUUGGACCUUCGGGGUGAACAACAAAGGGCAGUGUGGACGAGACACCGGGUCCAUGAGCCAUGGGGGGAAAGGUUUUGGAGUUGAGAACAUGGCCACAGCCAUGGAUGAGGACUUAGAAGAGGAGCUGGAUGAAAAAGACGAGAAGUCCAUGAUGUGCCUGCCAGGGAUGCACAAGUGGAAGCUGGAGCAGUGCAUGGUGUGCACUGUUUGCGGGGACUGCACGGGCUAUGGAGCCAGUUGUGUGAGCAGCGGGCGACCCGACAGGGUGCCGGGAGGGAUCUGUGGCUGUGGCUCUGGGGAGUCUGGCUGUGCUGUAUGUGGCUGUUGCAAAGCCUGCGCCAGAGAGCUGGACGGGCAGGAAGCCCGGCAGCGGGGCAUCCUGGAUGCAGUCAAAGAGAUGAUCCCUCUGGACCUCCUGCUGGCAGUCCCUGUGCCUGGAGUUAACCUCGAAGAGCAUCUCCAGUUAAGGCAAGAAGAAAAGAGGCAGCGCGUGAACAGAAGGCAUCGGCUGGAGGAAGGACGAGAUGGAAGCGGAGAUAGGAGUGAAAAAGAUCCCAGCAAAAUAACCACUUACCCUCCGGGGGCUGUCCACUUUGACUGUGAGCUCCGAGCUAUACAAGUUAGUUGUGGAUUUCAUCACUCAGUUGUUCUAAUGGAGAAUGGUGAUGUUUACACAUUUGGAUAUGGGCAGCAUGGGCAGCUUGGGCAUGGAGAUGUUAAUUCUAGGGGAUGUCCGACUCUCGUGCAAGCGCUACCAGGACCCAGCACCCAGGUCACCGCAGGCAGCAACCACACAGCUGUUCUGUUGAUGGAUGGGCAAGUCUUCACAUUUGGAAGUUUCUCUAAAGGGCAGCUGGGCAGACCCAUUCUGGAUAUUCCGUACUGGAACGCAAAGCCAGCAGCAGUGCCUAAUGUUGGCUCUAAGUACGGACGCAAGGCGACUUGGGUGGGAGCCGGCGGGGAUCAGACUUUUCUUCGGAUCGAUGAAGCGCUUAUCAACCCUCAUGUGCUCGCAACAUCAGAGAUUUUUGCCAGCCGGCAUAUCAUAGGCUUGAUACCUGCAUCCAUAUCGGAGCCCCCUCCAUUUAAGUGUCUUUUGAUAAAUAAAGUUGAUGGGAGUUGUAAAACAUUUAAUGAUUCUGAACAGGAGGACCUUCAGGGGUUUGGCGUGUGUCUAGAUCCUGUUUAUGAUGUUCUUUGGCGGUUUCGACCAAAUACAAGAGAAUUGUGGAGUUACAACUCAGUUGUGGCUGAUUCCAGACUUCCCUCUGCUCCGGACACACAAUCACGCUGCAGCAUCCUCAGUCCAGAACUGGCUCUUCCAACAGGGUCCAAAGCGCUUACCACAAGAUCACACGCCGCUUUGCACAUGCUCGGUUGUCUUGACACAUUGGCUGCCAUGCAGGACUUAAAAAUGGGUGUGAUGAAUACAGAAGAGGAGAGUCACGCUGUGAUGAAAGUCUAUUCCAAGGAAGACUAUAGUAUUGUCAACAGAUUUGAAAGCCAUGGAGGAGGGUGGGGUUACUCAGCCCACUCUGUGGAAGCCAUUCGCUUUUGUGUGGACACUGACCUCUUGCUUGGUGGCCUUGGCCUCUUUGGGGGCAGAGGAGAGUACACAGCUAAAAUAAAGCUGUUUGAACUGGGGCCAGAUGGAGGUGACCAUGAGACUGAUGGGGACCUUCUUGCUGAAACGGAUGUCCUGGCAUAUGAUUGUGCUGCAAGGGAAAAGUAUGCCAUGAUGUUUGAUGAGCCUGUUCUUCUGCAAGCCAGUUGGUGGUACGUGGCCUGGGCACGGGUUUCUGGCCCGAGCAGCGACUGUGGCUCCCAUGGACAAGCCUCUAUUACCACAGAUGACGGGAUGGUCUUCCAGUUUAAAAGUUCAAAGAAAUCAAAUAACGGCACAGACGUUAAUGCGGGUCAGAUCCCUCAGCUGUUAUACAGGCUGCCCACAAGUGACGGGAGCACAUCUAAAGGCAAACAGCAAACCAGCGAGCCAGUGCACAUUUUAAAGCGGUCUUUUGCAAGAACCGUUUCCGUGGAGUGCUUUGAGUCGCUGCUGAGCAUUCUUCACUGGAGCUGGACAACCUUGGUUUUAGGAGUAGAGGAACUUCGAGGACUGAAGGGGUUCCAGUACACGGCCACUCUUCUGGACUUAGAAAGGCUGCGAUUCGUCGGCACAUGCUGCUUGAGGUUAUUGCGUGUCUACACCUGUGAAAUUUACCCUGUUUCAGCCACUGCUAAAGCUGUUGUUGAAGAAAGUAGCAGGCUCGCAGACUGCAUUGGAAAGACGAGAACCCUGCUGAGGAAAAUUUUGUCAGAAGGAGUUGAUCACUGCAUGAUAAAGCUGGACAACGACCCUCAAGGCUACCUCACUCAGCCCCUGAGCCUUCUGGAAGCAGCCCUUCAGGAAUGCCACAACACCUUCACGGCCUGCUUUCACUCUUUCUAUCCCACCCCAGCCUUGCAGUGGGCUUGCCUCUGUGAUUUACUCAACUGCUUGGAUCAGGACAUCCAGGAAGCCAAUUUCAAGACUUCAAGCAGCAGGCUCCUGGCAGCUGUGAUGUCAGCUCUGUGCCAUACAUCUGUGAAGCUCACCUCUAUCUUCCCCAUUGCUUACGAUGGAGAAUCCUUGCUGUGUUCAGGACUAAAGCAAGCCAGCACCGAGAAUGACUCUGCACUGGCCCACCGUUUCCCUCUUCUGGUGGCACACAUGGAAAAACUGAGCCAGAGUGAAGAAAAUAUCUCUGGGAUGACAAGUUUCCGUGAGGUCCUUGAGAAGAUGCUGGUGAUUGUAGUGUUACCCGUCAGAAAUAGCCUUAGGCGUGAAAACGAGCUGUUCUCCGCCCAUCUGGUUUCUAAUACUUGUGGAUUGCUUGCAAGCAUUGUGAGUGAGCUCACAGCUUCUGCUCUAGGGUCUGAGACGGACGGACUCGGCUCACUGCAUUCUGUCAAGUCAAGCCCAAACCGAUUUACAAAGACAAGCCAGGGAAGGAGCUGGAACACUGGGAACGGGUCCCCUGACGCCAUCUGUUUCUCCGUGGACAAGCCAGGAGUCAUUGUGGUCGGGUUCUCGGUUUAUGGAGGAGGCGGGAUCCACGAGUAUGAACUAGAAGUACUGGUGGAUGAUAGUGAUCAUACAGGAGAUUCGACUCAUUCUCAUAGAUGGACAUCUCUAGAAUUAGUUAAAGGAACAUAUACCACAGAUGAUUCCCCAAGUGAGAUUGCAGAAAUUAAACUUGACAAAGUCGUUCCUCUGAAGGAAAAUGUGAAAUACGCUGUCCGUUUGAGGAACUACGGGAGUCGCACAGCCAACGGAGAUGGAGGCAUGACUACUGUCCAGUGUCCAGAUGGCGUGGCCUUUACUUUCAGUACUUGUAGUUUGAGCAGCAACGGCACAAAUCAGACCCGGGGCCAGAUUCCUCAGAUUCUUUAUUAUAGAAGUGAGUAUGAUGGAGAUUUGCAAUCACAGCUCUUAAAUAAAGCCAACGAAGAAGAUAAGAAUUGUAGCAGAGCGCUUUCUGUUGUGAGUGCAGUGGUUCGAGCGGCUAAAGAUCUCUUGCACAGGGCUCUCGCCGUAGACGCUGAGGACAUCCCUGAGCUGCUCAGUUCUUCCAGCCUCUUUUCUAUGCUCCUUCCUCUAAUGAUAGCCCACAUAGAACCCGUUGCAGCAGCUAUUCCCAAGGUUGCCGUUGAGGUCUUUGGCCUGGUUCAGCAGCUGCUUCCACCCGUCGCUGUUCUGAAUCAGAGGUACACCCCUCCGUCCUUCAACCCUAAUCAGUCCACGGACAGCGCCACUGGGAACCAGCCCGAGCAAGGCCUUUCUGCAUGCACUACCUCUAACCACUAUGCUGUUGUCGAGAGCGAACACCCGUACAAGCCAGCGUGUGUCACCCACUACAAGGUGUCCUUUCCGGAAUGCGUCCGGUGGAUCACGGUAGAGUUUGAUGGCCAGUGUGGGACCGCCCAGUCGGAGGACGUCCUGCGUCUGCUCAUCCCUGCCCGGGUUGUCCAGAGUUCGGGGUUUGCACCCAAGCAGGCAUCCGUCCAUGAAAACCUUAACUCAUGGAUAGAACUGAAGAGGUUCUCUGGCUCGGCGGGUUGGCCCACGAUGGUGCUAGUGCUACCGGGUAACGAAGCUCUCUUUUCACUGGAAACUGCCUCAGACUACGUAAAAGAUGAAAAGGCUACUUUUUAUGGUUUCAAGUGUUUUGCAAUAGGCUAUGAAUUUAGUCCUGGACCUGAUGAAGGCAUCAUUCAGCUCGAGAAAGAGCUGGCCAAUCUAGGAGGUGCGUGCGCAGCGGCUCUGAUGAAGAAAGACCUGGCCCUUCCCGUUGGCAAUGAAUUGGAGGAAGAUCUUGAGAUGCUGGAGGAGGCGGCUCUGCAGGUUUGUAAAUCUCACUCAGGCAUCCUGGGAAAAGGGCUCGCCUUGUCUCAUUCACCAACUAUCUUGGAGGCACUUGAAGGAAAUCUCCCAUUGCAAGUUCAAAGCAAUGAACAGUCAUUUCUGGAGGAUUUCAUCUCCUGCGUGCCAGGGUCAAGUGGUGGGCGACUUGCGAGGUGGCUUCAACCAGACUCCUAUGCGGAUCCCCAGAAAACAUCUUUGAUCCUAAAUAAAGAUGACAUUCGCUGCGGCUGGCCAACAAUUGUCACUGUGCACACCAAGGACCAAUAUGGCGAAGUGGUUCACGUGCCUCACAUGAAGGUGGAAGUCAAAGCAAUACCGGUGUCCCAGAAAAAGAUGUCUCUGCAGCAAGAGCAGGCUAAGAAAAUGCAGCGCCCCCCAGGCAGUCCCGCCGGGGCUGCUGCUUCUGGCCCUGAGCUGACCUUCGGGGGACUCCCUUCCCCCAAGCUGGAAGCGUCCUACGAGCCUAUGAUCCUGAAAGAAGCCCGCUACGUUUCCAUAACUAUGAUGAAGGUAUAUGAAAAUUAUUCUUUUGAGGAGUUACGUUUUGCUUCACCAACACCUAAGAGACCAAGUGAAAACAUGUUAAUACGAGUCAACAAUGAUGGUACUUACUGUGCUAACUGGACACCGGGAGCAGUUGGUCUGUACACCAUUCAUGUUACGAUUGAUGGCAUUGAAAUAGAUGCUGGACUAGAAGUUAAAGUCAAAGAUCCCCCAAAGGGAAUGAUACCACCAGGAACCCAGUUGAUAAAACCAAAAGCUGAGCCUUUGCCAAACAAGGUUCGCAAAUUUGUGGCCAAGGACAGUGCCGGCUUGCGAAUCCGUAGCCACCCAUCCCUUCAGAGCGAACAGAUUGGCUUAGUAAAAGUCAAUGGAUCAAUUACUUUUAUUGAUGAGAUCCACAAUGACGACGGAGUGUGGUUGCGACUGAAUGAGGAGACGAUACGGAAAUACGUUCCAAAUCUGAAUGGCUAUACUGAAGCCUGGUGCCUUUCUUUCAAUCAGCACCUGAGCAAGAGUCUGCUGGUCCCCAUUGAUAGUAUCUUUAAUACUAGCCAAGGAGACAGGGAUUUGGACUUAUAUCCAUGGACUUCUAAACCUUUCCCCCUUCAGGAGUCUAGAUCUAAUGCCGAGGACUUUUUCAAAGACCUCAACUCACCCUGUCCUCAGGAAGCAGUCAUGCAGGAGCCAGAUACGCCAUUCCUCCGUGGUGGGCCUGGACUGUAUAAGGUAGUGAAGACGGGCCCAUCAGGGCACAACGUCCGAAGCUGCCCCAACCUUAGAGGUAUCCCCAUUGGAAUGUUAGUUCUGGGAAACAGAGUCAAGGCAGUGGGCGAGGUGACUAACUCAGAAGGGACGUGGGUGCGGAUGGACAAGAACAGCACGGUAGAGUUCUGUGAGAACGACGAAGGGGAGGCCUGGUCUUUGGCCAGAGACAGAGGCGGGAACCAGUAUCUCCGUCACGAAGAUGAGCAAGCUCUUGUUGAGCAGAAUGGCCAGACUCCUCCACCAAGCCCCUUCUCCCUGCAGACUUUCCACAGAGGAACGGGAUGCAGCAAUGAGCAAGGAUUCGAUUAUGGACUUGGAAACAACAAAGGUGACCAACUGAGCGCCCUAUUGAAUUCCAUUCAGUCACGGCCUAGUCUCCCAGCUCCUUCCAUCUUUGAUCAAGCUGCAAAUCCUCCCUCUUCCCUAAUCCACAGCCCAUUUGUGUUUGGACAGUCCCUUCCCUUCCAGCAACCUCAGCCACAGCUUCAGAAAACGCCACCCCGCAGCCUUGCUUGUCGUGAACGUGUUGACCAAAGUAGUGAUGCAGCCACUCCUGCCUCCGCUCUCUCAUCUCUCUCAUGCAAGCUCAAGGGUGACAGGGUGAAUUUUACUGCAGCUGCUAGAUCAAUUUCUCUGGCAGGGAAGUCGGACGUUGCCUUAAAAUACCGAUGGGAAAGCAGGCCCCCUAAAUCUGAUGGGCGUUGGAGCCACACUGUGGCAGACCAGAAGAAGCCUAGGAACACAGAAAGCAUGUCUGCUAGUGAAUCUCUGAUGCUGAAAUCAGAUACUGCCAAGCUGAGGUCCGAUUCCCACAGCAGGUCAUUGUCUCCAAAUCACAACACUCUUCAGACCUUAAGAUCUGAGGGGAGGACGGUGCCUUCCCUUCGGGCAGAAUCCCCGGGCCCAGGAACUCGGGCCUCCUCUCCAAAGACACUGUCAUCGGGAAAGUCCUGCACAUCUGGUGCUGGUUCUCGGCGGUCAUCAUCUCCUCAUGAGAAGCCUCUUUCCCAGAAACCCUCCACUCCAUUGAAGACAAAGCUGGAUCCUCCUCGGGAGCGGUCUAAAUCAGAUUCUUACACACUGGACCCAGAUACUCUUCGCAAAAAGAAGGUGCCUCUAACUGAACCAAUAAGGGGAAGAUCCACUUCACCUAAACCCAAAAUUCCACCCAAAGAUGGAAAACCUGUGACUGAAACAGAAAGUAGAGCCCCUUCUCCUCACGUUGUACAAGAAAACCUUCACAGUGAAGUUGUGGAAGUCUGCACGUCCAGUACUUUGAAGACAAGCAGCGUUACCAAUAACACGUGCGAGGAUAGCUCCGAAUGUAGGAGCCUGGAUGAGGGCCUGAGCAAAGUUCACUUCAGCAUAGGGAAGGCUCCCCUGAGGGAUGAGCAGGACACGAGGGCUUCCCCCAAGGUGGGCCGGAAGUGUGCUGCCAGGCACGCCAGGCCCAAAAAGGAGAGGUCGGUCUGCCUGUUCAAGGGUGAGGGGGCCCGGUCGGUGGAGCCUGCCAAGCCAGCCAUGUCUCCUUCCGUCGCUGAAUGUGCCCGGACCGUCUUUGCAUCUUUCCUGUGGCAUGAGGGCAUCGUCCACGACGCAAUGGCCUGCUCCUCAUUUCUGAAGUUCAACCCUGAGCUUUCUAAAGAGCAUGCGCCGAUCCGAAGCAAUCUAGGCCAGGCGCCUGCUGAGGAAAAAGAGACCAAGCUGAAGAACCGUCACUCCCUGGAAAUAUCCUCUGCACUAAACAUGUUCAACAUAGCUCCUCACGGGCCCGACAUAUCCAAAAUGGGCAGCAUCAACAAGAACAAGGUCUUAUCGAUGCUGAAGGAGCCACCUCUUCACGAGCGCUGCGAGGACGGGAAACCCGAAGUGGCCCCUUUUGAUGGCUCCAGCCACCACCAUGCGCUGAAGGCCAAGUCACCUCUGCCGUUAACACUGCAGCACCUGGUGGCCUUCUGGGAAGACAUUUCUCUGGCGACCAUCAAGGCAGCCUCCCAGAACAUGAUCUUCCCCAGCCCUGGCUCCUGUGCCGUGCUGAAGAAGAAGGAGAGCGAGAAAGAGAGCAAGAAGUCCAAAAAGGAGAAGAAGAAGAAGGAGAAGGCCGAGGCCAGGCCUAGGGGAAACCUCUUCGGGGAAAUGGCUCAGCUCGCAGGGGAGCGUCCGGAGAAGGAUACCAUUUGUGAAUUGUGCGGGGAGUCCCACCCGUAUCCAGUGACCUACCACAUGAGGCAAGCCCAUCCAGGUUGCGGCCGCUACGCAGACGGACAGGGCUACAACAGCAUUGGGCACUUUUGCGGAGGAUGGGCCGGGAACUGUGGGGACGGUGGCAUCGGAGGAAGCACAUGGUAUCUUGUCUGCGACCGCUGCAGGGAAAAGUAUCUCCGGGAAAAGCAGGCAGCAGCGAGAGAAAAGGUCAAGCAGUCAAGGAGGAAGCCAACGCAGGUGAAGACCCCCCGUGCCUUGCCCACUAUGGAGGCUCACCAAGUGAUCAAAGGGAAUGCCCUGUUCUUGCUGGCCUUGAGCAGUGCUGCUGAGCCCUCUCUCUUGUGCUACCACCCAUCCAAGCCGUUCCAGUCCCAGCUUCCCAGUGUUAAGGAAGGCAUUUCUGAGGAUUUUCCCGUUAAAAUGCCUUGCCUCUAUCUUCAGACCUUAGCGAGGCAUCAUCAUGAAAACUUUGUUGGCUAUCAAGAUGACAACCUCUUUCAAGAUGAGAUGAGGUAUUUGCGUUCAACUUCAGUGCCUGCACCUUAUAUAUCUGUUACUCCUGAUGCCAGUCCUAAUGUGUUUGAGGAGCCAGAAAGUAACAUGAAAUCCAUGCCGCCAAGUUUAGAGACCAGCCCCAUUACAGAUACAGAUCUUGCAAAACGUACUGUUUUUCAAAGAUCCUAUUCAGUCGUUGCCUCGGAAUAUGACAAACCGCAUUCCAUUCUGCCUGCCCGGGUCAAGGCCAUCCCCAGAAGGAGAGUUAACAGUGGAGAUGCAGAAGUGGGGUCCUCUCUUCUGAGACAUCCAUCUCCUGAACUCUCUCGGUUAAUCUCCGCCCACAGCUCUCUUUCCAGAGGAGAGAGAAACUUCCAGUGGCCUGUUCUGGCAUUUGUAAUUCAACAUCAUGACUUGGAGGGACUUGAAAUAGCCAUGAAACAAGCUUUAAGAAAAUCUGCUUGCCGGGUGUUUGCUAUGGAGGCUUUUAACUGGCUUCUCUGUAACGUCAUACAAACCACAUCUCUUCAUGAUAUUCUUUGGCAUUUUGUGGCUUCUCUUACUCCAGCCCCAGUGGAGGCUGAGGAAGAAGAGGAUGAGGAAAACAAGGCCAACAAAGAAAAUAUUGAGCAAGAAAAGGACACCAGGGUCUGCGAGCACCCAUUGUCAGAUAUUGUGAUUGCUGGAGAAGCAGCGCAUCCCCUGCCUCACACUUUCCAUCGUCUGCUGCAGACCAUCUCUGACCUGAUGAUGUUGCUACCCAGUGGGAGUUCUUUGCAGCAGAUGGCUCUGAGAUGCUGGAGCCUCAAAUUCAAGCAAUCUGAUCAUCAGUUUCUGCACCAGAGCAACGUCUUUCACCACAUCAACAACAUUCUUUCCAAAUCCGAUGAUGGAGACAGUGAGGAGAGCUUUAGUAUUAGCAUCCAGUCUGGCUUUGAAGCUUUGAAUCAGGAAUCGUGUAUAGUAAUCUGCCUGAAGGACUUAACUAACAUCGUUGAUAUAAAAACUUCAAGCCGACCAGCAAUGAUUGGUAGUUUGACAGAUGGGUCAACGGAAACCUUUUGGGAAUCAGGCGAUGAAGACAAAAAUAAAACCAAAAACAUUACAAUUAAUUGUAUGAAAGGAAUUAAUGCUCGUUACGUGUCUGUUCAUGUUGACAAUUCUCGAGACCUUGGGAACAAAGUGACUUCAAUGACUUUUUUGACCGGAAAAGCAGUAGAAGAUCUUUGCAGAAUAAAACAGGUUGACUUGGAUUCAAGACAUAUUGGCUGGGUAACCAGUGAACUUCCUGGUGGAGACAAUCACAUCCUCAAAAUUGAGCUAAAGGGGCCGGAAAAUACUCUCCGAGUUCGGCAGGUGAAAGUGCUCGGUUGGAAAGAUGGUGAAAGCAUCAAAAUAGCCGGCCAGAUCUCAGCAAGUGUUGCUCAGCAAAGGAGCUGUGAAGCCGAGACGUUGCGAGUUUUCAGGCUCAUUACGUCGCAGGUCUUCGGCAAACUCAUAUCUGGAGAUGCUGAGCCGACACCAGAACAGGAAGAAAAGGCUUUGCUUUCCUCACCUGAAGGAGAAGAAAAAGUACACAAUGCAACCUCAGAUGCAGACCUGAAAGAACACAUGGUUGGAAUCAUAUUUAGCAGGAGUAAACUCACAAAUUUGCAAAAGCAGGUCUGUGCUCAUAUUGUGCAAGCCAUCCGGAUGGAGGCCACGCGUGUCCGAGAAGAAUGGGAGCACGCCAUUUCUAGCAAAGAGAACGCCAACUCCCAGCCCAGCGACGAGGACGCCACCUCUGAUGCCUACUGCUUUGAGCUGCUCUCCAUGGUGCUGGCACUCAGCGGCUCCAAUGUGGGGCGCCAGUACUUGGCUCAGCAGCUGACCUUGCUGCAGGACCUCUUCUCCCUGCUGCACACGGCUUCUCCCAGAGUACAGAGGCAGGUCACCUCCUUGCUGAGACGGGUCCUGCCAGAAGUCACCCCCAGCCGCUUGGCCAGCGUCAUAGGGGUCAAAGCCCUGCCCCCAGCAGACAUCAGCGACAUCAUCCAUUCCACGGAGAAGGGAGACUGGAACAAGCUAGGCAUCUUGGACAUGUUUCUGGGCUGUAUUGCCAAAGCCCUCACCGUUCAACUCAAGGCCAAAGGCACCACCAUAACUGGCACGGCUGGCACGGCAGCUGGGAAAGGCGUUACCACCGUUACUCUGCCAAUGAUUUUCAAUUCCAGUUACCUUAGACGAGGUGAAAGCCAUUGGUGGAUGAAGGGCUCAACCCCAACCCAGAUCUCAGAAAUCAUUAUUAAGCUCAUAAAAGACAUGGCAGCUGGUCACUUGUCUGAAGCUUGGUCCCGUGUGACGAAAAAUGCCAUUGCUGAAACAAUCAUUGCUUUGACCAAAAUGGAAGAAGAAUUCAGAUCCCCCGUGCGCUGCAUCGCAACAACUCGUUUGUGGCUGGCUCUGGCCUCCCUGUGCGUCCUUGAUCAGGAUCACGUUGACCGACUCUCUUCUGGAAGAUGGAUGGGAAAAGACGGACAGCAAAAACAGAUGCCGAUGUGUGAUAACCACGAUGAUGGGGAAACUGCAGCCAUUAUCUUGUGCAAUGUGUGCGGGAAUCUCUGCACGGACUGUGAUCGAUUCCUUCAUCUUCAUCGACGAACAAAGUCACACCAGCGACAGGUGUUCAAAGAGGAAGAAGAAGCCAUCAAAGUAGAUCUUCAUGAAGGCUGUGGUAGAACUAAGCUCUUCUGGCUGAUGGCACUGGCUGAUUCUAAAACCAUGAAGGCCAUGGUGGAAUUCAGAGAACAUACAGGCAAGCCCACCACAAGCAGCUGUGAAGUAUGUCGUUUCUGUGGCUGCCGGAAUGGAACAGAAUUAUCGGCCGUCGGCAGCGUCUGUUCGGAUGCUGAUUGCCAGGAAUAUGCUAAGCUCGCAUGCAGCAAAACCCAUCCUUGUGGCCACCCUUGUGGCGGAGUCAGGAACGAGGAGCUGUGCUUGCCCUGCCUGCAUGGCUGUGACAAGAGCACCACCACCACCUUGAAGCAAGAUGCCGAUGACAUGUGCAUGAUAUGCUUCACAGAGGCCCUGUCAGCAGCACCCGCUAUUCAGCUGGAUUGUAGCCACAUAUUCCAUUUGCAAUGCUGUUGCCGGGUUCUAGAAAACAGGUGGCUGGGCCCCCGCAUUACUUUUGGAUUCAUGUCCUGCCCCAUUUGCAAGAACAAAAUAAACCAUGCGGUAUUAAAGGAAUUGCUUGAUCCAAUCAAGGAACUGUAUGAGGAUGUCAAGAGAAAGGCCCUAAUGCGGCUGGAGUAUGAAGGGCUGCACAAGAGUGAAGCCAUCACAACACCCGGGGCUCGGUUUUAUAAUGACCCUGCUGGCUUUGCCAUGAACAGAUACGCGUAUUACGUUUGCUACAAAUGCAGGAAGGCUUACUUUGGUGGAGAAGCCCGUUGUGAUGCUGAAGCUGGACAGGGAGACGACUACGAUCCCCGGGAGCUCAUCUGUGGCGCCUGCUCAGAUGUGUCGAGAGCUCAGAUGUGUCCCAAACACGGUACAGAUUUUCUAGAAUACAAAUGCCGCUACUGCUGUUCGGUGGCAGUUUUUUUUUGCUUCGGGACCACCCAUUUUUGCAACGCUUGUCACGAUGACUUCCAGAGAAUGACAAGCAUUCCGAAAGAGGAACUUCCACACUGUCCUGCAGGUCCGAAGGGCAAGCAGCUGGAAGGCACCGAGUGUCCCCUCCACGUCGCCCACCCGCCCACCGGCGAAGAGUUCGCGCUCGGCUGCGGCGUCUGCAGGAACGCGCACACCUUCUAGGCCGACCGGCCCGACCCGACGAAGGCCGCGCUCGGAAGGACCGCUUCGCCCCUCCGGAGAGGCCCGCGCGCGGGGGAGCGAGAGGCGGCCGGCUUCUCGGACGAAUCCGGCCUCAGGCCUGUCAGGCGCCCGCACGCUCGCUCACGGACUUCCUUGCACGCCGGACAGCCCCCCGCCCCGGGCAGGGCAGGGCCGAGGCGAGCCCGCUGACUCGGAGGGCGGAGGCCAGAGGGGGCGGGCCGGGAGGGCCGCGGGGCGACCCGGCGCGUUGUACAUAUGCGGUGUCCGCGUUGUCCUGCCCGAGCCCGGGGUGGAAACGGCCGCUUCCUUCGGGCGACGCUUCGGCCUGAAGUACGAUUCCGAG
This is a messenger RNA of Candoia aspera, 14512 nucleotides long. It is a transcript of the gene MYCBP2, whose product is annotated as MYC binding protein 2. The record is from RefSeq and is a predicted model, not a curated record. The transcript has 85 exons. Gene Ontology annotation, molecular function: ubiquitin protein ligase activity. Lineage: Eukaryota; Metazoa; Chordata; Lepidosauria; Squamata; Candoiidae. The coding region runs from base 16 to 14148 and encodes 4710 amino acids. Gene Ontology annotation, biological process: regulation of synaptic assembly at neuromuscular junction; axon guidance. Gene Ontology annotation, cellular component: nucleus; plasma membrane.